GAGAGAACAGUUCACUUAAAUGCAGCUGCAGUACUUUUGUGUGAUACCUGUCAGAAUCAUUCCCAGUGCGAGGUUGGGUCUCUGACCAUGAUGUCAAGAUUGGUCUUUCUCCUUUUCUGUGGAUAUAUUGCACUAAACCUGGGAAAUGCUCAGAAAUUGCCAAGAGUGAAAAGGCAGAGUCUGAAAGUUCAGAUCAAUGCAACAGAUGACACCAUUUGCAUGAGGUAUCUUAGACCAAGUCAAAACACCAAACUAGAAGGUUUUGUCCUGGGUUAUGGAAGCAACUUCUUCUCUAAUCAGUACAUUCCUUUACCUUCGGAAGGAAAAACCUACGUAACAGAACUUGAUGCGGAACCACGGUAUUUGGUUUCAGUAAGACCAGCACGUGUUUCAAAUAACAAGAAAUCUUGUUCAGGUCGGACCAAGACUCAAAAGCCUCUGCAGCUGGUAGUUGGCACUCUGACCCCAACCUCUGUGUUCCUCUCUUGGGGCAUCCUAGUCAACCCUCAGCAUGACUGGACAGCAACAAGUAACUGUGCUAGUGACAGGUUCUAUACAGUUCGCUACAGAGAAAAGGAUAAAGACAAGAAAUGGGUUUUUCAGCUUUGCCCAGUUACAGAAACAGUGGUGGACAAUCUGAAGCCAAACACAGUUUAUGAGUUUGGAGUUAAAGACAACGUAGAGGAUAGUAUUUGGAGCAAGACUUUCAAUCAUAAGACAGUGCUGUCUAAUAAAAAAGUAAACGGACAACUCCAGAAUAUGUACAAGUUGGUACCUAAUUCCCAAACACAGCUUACACUGCGUGAUAAUAAGAGGUUGGUCCCUGUCACGAUAAUCAAACAAGUUAUUCAAAAUCGGACGCAAUCAAAAACUUCAGACAGUUCUUCUCUGCCAGGAGCAAUAUUAGUGCACCUAAUUGUUCCAGGUCUCAAUGAAACUCAGCAGAAACUUCCUCCUCUCCUGACAAUAGAUGAUAUACCUCAAGCAUCCAGGAAAAAACUGGCUAAGAAUGAAACUCAAGUAUGGCCUGCUGAGUCCAAAACACCAGAAGUUCAAGAAAUCUCCCCACAGUCCCUCCCAGCUCAGUCUGAGAAAAAACAUGGACCCGCGGAAUUUAAGUCAACGCCUAAACCCGAAUUGGUGCAAACUCAAAACAUACUGGCUUCUAAUGAAAUACAGCCACUUCCUUCUGGAUCCAGAAUCUCUGAUGCUCCAAAAAGUCCAUUGACAGAACUUGCUACUCAGAGUCCAGCCUUGAAAUCCAUAUCUCUACCUUCUGCAGAAACCAGAGAGAUGGAAAUAGCUUUUGAGGAAACACAGCCUAUUUCUUCAGGAUCCAAAGCACCUGGUACCACAGAAGUGCAACCAACCAGAUCUGCUUCACAUGACUUUCUUCAUGUUACUUCUAAUGCUCAGACUUUUACAGCUUCAAAAAUACCAGACAUUGCUAGAGAUGCUACUGAGUUGGAAAUAUCCAUGCCUGUAAUUACUACAGAAUCUCAGUUGUCAGAAACGGCACUGGAUUUAGGUGAAAGGAAGCCUCUUUCUUCAAGAUCCACAACAUCUGGCAUGCCAGAAAUGCCACCAAUCUCAGCUGCAACCCAGAGACCGGACCUGGAAUCCACCUCGUCUGCUUCACUGGAAACCACAAGGACUGUGAUGGCUACUCGAAGACCAAGGCUGAAGUCCACCGCUCCUUCCUCCCUGGCAACCCAGCAAACCGUGACGGCCUCACAUGAUUUUCUUCAUGUUACUUCCACUCCCAAAACAUCUACAUCUGCAAAAAUGUCAGAGCAAGAGACUGUAACUAUUCAAGCACCUUUCAAACCUGUUACAUCUGACAACAGUGAAGUGGAAUUGGGUCCUGAUGAAACACAGCCUGUUUCUUCAAGAUCCACAACAUUUCCUAGUCCAGAAAUACGAUCAACAAAAUCUGCAACCCAGAGACCGGACCUGGAAUCCACCUCGUCUGCUUCACUGGAAACCACAAGGACUGUGAUGGCUACUCGAAGACCACGGCUGAAGUCCACCGCUCCUUCCUCCCUGGCAACCCAGCAAACCGUGACGGCUUCACUGGACUCUCAUCAUAUUGCUUUCCCGUCGCAAACAUCUGCAUCUGCAGAAAUAUCAAAAAUACUAACUGUUACAAGUUCAGCUGACAUGGAAAAAUCUAUGCCUCCACUUUCCAGAACACCUCAUGUGCUAACAACAACUAUGGCUUUUAGUGGUAUUCAGCCUGUUCUUUCAAGCCCUGUGACACCCAGUAAGCCUGAAAUAGCAGAUGCUGGACCAGCAACAAGUGAAUCCAUUCUGGAAUCUUUCACACCUAAAACUUCUCGUCCUUUUCAAUGGCCAAGGGUAACAUUAGCUCCAAAAGAAAUACCACUUACUUCUUCUAAACUGAAACCAUCUGGUACCCCAGAAGUACAGGAUGAGAAACCUGCCCCUAAACCACCACUUUUGGAGCCUAAAACUUCUCAGACUGUUGAACAACCAAAAGCAAUACUAGCUCCCAAAGAAGCAAAGCUCACACCUGCUCCAUCUAAACCUAGACCAUCUGCCAGACCCAAAAAGCCACGAACUAAACCUGCAGCAACCAUUCCGGUGUCAGUCACUACUAGGAGUCCCCACACAUAUGAACGUCCAAAGACUACAGAGGUCUUGGAACCUAUUACACUUAGAAUUGAACCACCAAGGUCAACAAUAGCUACAAAGGAGACUCAGCAUAUUCCUUCUAAACCUAAAACUUCACCCAAACCUCAUAUCCCACAGGCCAAAGAUGUCCUGGAACCUAUAACACGUAGAACUGACCAACUAAAACCAACAAUAGUUCCAAAAGAAACACAGCGUGUUCCCUCCAAACCUAGAACAUCACCAAGCUCAGAGGUGCCACAAACCAAACCUGUUCUGGAACCAAUUACAUUUAGAACUGAGAAACCAAAGUCAACAGCAGCUCCUAAAGAUACACAUCCUGGGCCUUCCAAACCUAAAACAUCACCCAGUUCACGUAUUCCUCCAACUAGAGCGAGUCCAAAAGAAAGUCGGCGAGUCUCUUCCAAGCCCAGACCAUCACCAAGUCCAGAUGUACCACGCACAAAACCUGCUCCUAAAGAACCACAACAUACUCCCUUUAAACCUAAAGUAUCUCCAAUCCCAGAUGCUCCACACAGCAAACCUGAAAUCUUUCCAACCUUCCAUGAACCAGAUACUACUAUGAUUCCUCAUAUUCCUGAAAGAACAAAGGCAACAUUGGCUCCAACUGAAAAGCAGUUCAUUCAUACCAAACCAAAAACAUCUCAAAAGCCAAGAGUGCCACACACCAAACCUGCAAUACAUCAGACAACUCCACAACCAAUUAUUACAAAAUCUUCUACUACCACUGAGCAUUCAAGGGCAACAAUGGCUCCAAAAGAAACACUGCUCAUUCCUUCCAAACCCAAAACAUCUGUCGGCCCAGAGGUACCACAGACUAAACCUGCUCCAAGGGCAACACACCUGGGAUCGAUUAACCUUAUAACAGUUCAUGUUGUUGAUGGGUCCAAAAUGACUUUGGUUCCCAAUGAAACGUACCAGAUUUCACCCAAGCCCAAAACUGUUCUUGCAACUGAAAUUCCACGGUUCAAAACAGCACCUCAUAAAACACGUCUCACUUCUGCAAGACCAAAGCCAUCUGAUAAAUCACAGACCAGACCUGCUCUUAGUAAAACCACAUUAGCACCAGCUAGAACAAAAGCACCUGGACUGCCAAAGUGGAUUGUGCCAACAACAGACGAUGUAUAUACACCUGAGGAUAUUGCCAGACAAAUUGGUGUGGAUGUGGAAAAACCUUUGGAAUAUAGUGAUACCUGGGAAAAGCCAAUUUCUGUAACUACAUCACCUGGCCCUCAGCAUGCUCCUAUACCUCCUGUCAAGCCUACACAAAUGCGAAGAAAACCUCUGCCUCCAAACACUGUGACUGGUAAACCAGGGAGUCCAGCAAAACCUGCUGGACCAACACCACCUGUGAGAACAGGAACAUCAUAUAAGACACCAACAGCUUUUGCAACUCCAGAGUAUUAUGUUGAUGCAACUGUCUUCAGCUCAAGUCCUACAUCAGAAACAGAUUCUUCAGGCAAACCAAGGUACCAAGCCCCCCAUGUCAAAUACAUGAAAAAAGAUGAUGAUGUGCCUUGCUCUAUCACAAGCUCUCUUGAACAUUUUCCUCAAGAAGAAGCUGGCAGCAAGGAAGAACCUAUUCGUCCUCCACAAAAUCCUCCAACCAACCUCACAGUGGUGACUGUUGAGGGUUGUCCAACUUUCGUCAUAUUGGACUGGGAAAAACCAGACAAUGACACUGUUACUGAGUAUGAGGUGGUAUCAACUGAAAAUGGAGCAAGUGAUGGUGAAAAGGAGAAAUCGAUUAUCACUACAAAUCAAACCCAUUCUACUGUGGAAAACCUAAAACCUGACACAAGUUAUGAAUUCCACGUGAAACCUAGAAACCCUCUUGGGGAAGGUCCAAGUAGCAAUGUUGUGACAUUCAGUACUGAAUCGGCGGACCCAAGAGUGAGCGAGCCAAUUUCAAUGGGAAAGGAUGCUAUCUGGACUGAAAUCCCAUUCAAUUCGGACACCUAUUCAGAAUGCAAAGGGAAACAAUAUGUAAAGAGGACUUGGUAUAAGAAGUUUGUAGGUGUGCAGCUGUGUAAUUCUUUGAGAUACAAGAUAUACCUCAGUGAUUCACUUACAGGAAAAUUUUACAACAUAGGAGACCAGAGGGGCCAUGGAGAAGAUCACUGCCAAUUUGUAGACUCAUUCUUAGAUGGAAGGACAGGACAGCAAGAUGAUCUACCAGUCAAAGAUGGAUUUUUCAGGGCAGUUCGUCAGGAACCUGUCAAAUUUGGAAAAAUCGGUGGGGAGACUCACAUUAACUAUGUUCGCUGGUACGAGUGUGGAACAUCGAUACCUGGGAAAUGGUAGGACGUGAUGUCAACGUGGUGCAAAGGCCCAGCACUUACCAGCCCCACCCGACUGCCCAACACAGGCUCAAAGAUGGAAAUGUUUAUGGUAUGUCUGGCACUUAAGUUUGCUGAUGUGCAAAGGUUUAUACAAGUCUAAUGCCAAUACUGCAUUAAUUGUGUAAUAGCGUAGGCUGCUUACUGUAGUUAUCCAGUUUUACAAAUUUGUUUUUAGAUUUUUAAAAAAAAAAAAAAAUCCCGAAGAGGCUAGGGACGUGUUGUAGGAUAAUGUAUAGGGAAGCUGGCUCCCUAUUCUUGAGGUAUGGUUUAUGUGGUAUUUUAAAAGAUAACGGUGUGUAUAUUAUUUAUCACAAUGUUGUAAUAAAUGUUUAAGGCAGAGUUAUGGCAGAGUUGAUCAUGGAAUGCAAUGUGCGUUACUUUUUUUAAAUAUUCACUGGUCGUCUUGUAACGUAAGUGCCAUAAGCUACCUGUCCAGAUAGCUCUGUAAUGUCUCCCCGGUCAUAAAUUAUAGAACAGCCCCUACAGUUUUUAAUAUCCUGCAACCAGUGAACUUGAAGCGCUUUCUCCUUAUGCAUACAAACAAUUUAUAUUCCUGCCGAAACGCUGAGGUCUGUUGCUAUCCAUGCAGCUUUCAACAAUCAGGGUAGCAGGUUUUUGGGUUUUUUUUUUCUUUUCCAUGUUUGUUUUCAAAUGCGUCAGCUCCAGCGAAAGAGGAUGUUCAGCCCACAGCGGUGGUUUUCGAGCCGCUGCCCAUCAGCUUGGCAGUGCUUGGCGGGUUUAGUUUCCUCCCAUUAAAGCAGAGGGGCACAUAUCUAUGUGGGAUUAAAAGUGAAACUGGCCUCCACUGCUGUGGCUUUUCCUGAGAAAUGUAGUUUUCAGAGAAUGAGACUUAGUGGUUCAAAAGCCAAAUGUACAUACAGUGUGGGGGUAUUUGGAAAGGUAAAUGAAACAGGGAAAAAAAAAAUAAGCUAGUUAGAACAGCAUCAUCAGAUCUAUUUUAUUUUAAAAAAAAAGAUUUAAAACAUUGUUCAUUGGGGACAAAGGGGAACCAGUGAUAACUGAACUUUAAAACUGCUUGACAGGAAUUCUGAUUAAAACCUCUCCCAAAGCUACUUGUUGUACUGCUUGAACAUUUAUGAACUAAAUAAAGAGAUGUCAUUUUUUUUUUUAAACGUGUUAUUCAUUACAUACUAAUGUAUUGAUAAAUAUGAUCAGAACACCCCUAUAUAUAUAUAGCAGAAAUAGUCAUUUAUAGAAAAUGCCUUAUAAAGUACAUUGCAGGUACACUGUACUCCUAAUAAAAUAUUUUUUAAUCAAGUGUUUUUCUUAGUGUUUUACAUGAAAAACAAAUACUAGUUUCUGUGGCAAAUGCUAUUAUUUCAGGAAGCAGUUUGUGGUGUGAGGAACCCCUGAGGUCUUAGGUGUGACAAGAGCAGAAAGAGCAGGAGCUGUGGCUGACUGGGCAGAGCAGCUGAUGCAUGAGCGGCCACAUUUGAGGAUGCUGAAGGGAGGAAUGUUUUCACUCGCUCUAUUUCCUAAUUUGUCUUUAUGAGAGUUCAAGCAGCUCGCUCCAGGUUUUUUUUGGUUUGUUUUUUUUUUUUAUUCCCUACUUAGUUUUAUGUAUUCCUAGAAUCCGUAAGAUGGAAAAUAUUAACUGGGAGAAUGUUUUGCCCUCUGCUGUUAUAUGGUCUAUUGAAUUUGUUACAGCUCUUGAUCUGCUUUUUCUUGGCUCAAAAUCGAGUCCCUAGAACUGCAUUCCCAGGUUUUUCUGGGUGGCAAAGAACCUGUGGAAAGUCAUUCCUUUUUAACAGGGUUUUUUGGGUUUGGGUUGUGGGUGGGUUUUUUUUGGUUUUUUUUUUUGAAACUAGGUAUUUGGCUUAGAUUUUUUUCAAGUAAUAAACCAAUUUUCGCCCUGCCCUUGUGAACAUGAAAUGGGUAAGGGGCUCUAAGACUUUAUGUAUUGGUUCUUGCUCAGUUGGUAAAAGAGUUACUUGGCAAUUAAUAACAGCAGCCAGUGCAAAACCAUCUACUGCUGCAUAACCUCUGCAAAAGCAAUCCCUACUCGCAACGCUUCUCCAUUUACACACCCAAAACAUAUGUCUCUUCUGUGGAUCUUUACCUCAGUAUCUGUACACCCAGCACACACUUGUCUUAACAGGAAAACUGUGUUCAUCAUUACUAAAUUCUAAAAUAAAGAUCAGG
Messenger RNA from Grus americana (Whooping crane), 7157 nucleotides. It is a transcript of the gene ABI3BP, whose product is annotated as ABI family member 3 binding protein. The coding region runs from base 88 to 4956 and encodes 1622 amino acids. Gene Ontology annotation, biological process: positive regulation of cell-substrate adhesion; extracellular matrix organization. Gene Ontology annotation, molecular function: protein binding. NCBI's taxonomy places the organism in Eukaryota, Metazoa, Chordata, Aves, Gruiformes, Gruidae. The transcript is spliced from 59 exons. The record is from RefSeq and is a predicted model, not a curated record.